CGAAGGACGCUUCCUUGUUUCAUCACAAAACAUUUCCUUGGGAUUAGACCUUUUAGGAUACCCGCCAUGUUAUCCCUCUCUCCCCAGUGUUCACAUCUCUUUUCCACCUUGGGUUGGCAAGAAGAGGACAACAUCGGCCAUGUGCUCAACUGCGAGGAAGCCUUUGCAAGCCACACCCCAAAGGAAACAGACGCAUCCUACCAAUCUCUUGGCCUUUCCCCCACUCAGCCAGAGUUUGAGCUUGAUGACCUCCAAACCUCCACUCUUUCCAUCAGAGACCCCUCAAACCCCACCAGGAAGCUGAGCCACAAUGCCUACGAACGCGACCGAAGGAAGAAACUCAAUAGCUUGUACUCCUCCCUCCGAUCUCUACUUCCAGAGACGGAUCAAAGCAAGAAGCUGAGCAUUCCAUCGACAGUUUCCCGUGUUCUAAAGUACAUUCCUGAGCUACAAAGACAGGUUGAGAACCUAACACGGAGAAAGGAAGAGAACUUAUUGAUGGUGUCGAGGCAAGAAGAACAUGCCUAUAAUAGUGGCAUAAUCUAUCCUAUUGUUUCAGCAACCUGUCUUAACAACAAAGAAGUCAUGCUCCAGAUCUGUUUCUUGCAUAAAGAUGUCAGGCUUCCUUUCUCUAAGGUUCUAAGAGUUUUGGAAGGAGAGGGUCUUCAGCUCAUGAAUGCCUCCACUCUCACCACCCAUGCUGACAAGACCUUCUACAGUCUCCAUCUUCAGGCAAGCGAAUCCGGGAGCAUAGAGUGUCAGAUCUUCUGCGAACAUCUCAUCAAAACUAUAAGGGAGCAAGCAAGACUUGGUUCCAUCAGACAGUGUAUGUAACUAAGAACCGGAGGGAAAUUCUCUGAUAAAUAUUUACAUGAGAUUAGAAAAACUCUUGAGUGUUGCAGGCUUGUAAAUAGGUUUAUCCCUCUUAAAGAAGUCUAAUAGUUUAUGGCCUAUGCAAAUUUCUUGUUGUAAUAGGCACAAGCAAUAUGAUUUGGUGCUUUGUUUGUGUGCAAUCUUUCUCAGAAAUGGUUUAUAUGUGACUUGCCCCUGAUCAAGAUUUUAUGAAGAGAAGAAGAUCAUGACAAAGUGA
Phoenix dactylifera (date palm) is the source of this 1090-nucleotide messenger RNA. RefSeq names its product protein IRON-RELATED TRANSCRIPTION FACTOR 2-like. Gene Ontology annotation, cellular component: RNA polymerase II transcription regulator complex. Gene Ontology annotation, biological process: regulation of transcription by RNA polymerase II. Gene Ontology annotation, molecular function: DNA-binding transcription factor activity, RNA polymerase II-specific; protein dimerization activity; RNA polymerase II transcription regulatory region sequence-specific DNA binding. Lineage: Eukaryota; Viridiplantae; Streptophyta; Magnoliopsida; Arecales; Arecaceae. The record is from RefSeq and is a predicted model, not a curated record.